AUGGACGCUGAACACUUCACGUCCCACAAUAGGAACUUUCCAAAGAAGAAGUGCGGCGUGCUCGGUGCGACGGGCUCCGUCGGCCAGCGCUUCAUCCUCCUGCUCCAGCUCCACCCGCACUUCGUCCUCCACGCCGUGGGCGCGUCUGAACGUUCAGCUGGCAAGAAAUACAGGGAUGCGGUGCAAUGGAAGCAGGCUCUCCCACACUCAGAGCGCAUUGGCGAUCUCGUGGUGAAGAAAUGCGUUCCGGAGGAGUUCCAGGACUGCGAUCUGGUUUUCUCGGGCCUAGACAGCAGCGUAGCCGGAGAUGUUGAGAUGGCUUUCCUGAAGGCGAACCUCGCAGUCUUCUCCAACGCGAAGAACUACCGCCGAGACCCGCUCGUUCCGCUCGUCGUCCCUACGGUCAACCUCUCCCAUCUCGACGUCAUCCCGCACCAGAGGAAGCGCCAUGGCUUGCACAAAGGCUUCUUGGUCUGCAACUCGAACUGCGCGGUCAUCGGCAUUGUCAUUCCAUUCGCCGCUCUCCAAGCCAGGUUCGGCCCUGUAGAUCAAGUCUCGGUCGUCACAAUGCAGGCAGUCUCCGGCGCAGGCUACCCCGGAGUUAGUAGCAUGGACAUCAUCGACAACGUGGUGCCCUUCAUAUCAGGCGAGGAAGACAAACUGGAGACGGAGGCACAGAAGAUCCUAGGCAGCGUCAAUGGCGAGGUCUCGGGAUUCGUGGAUCAGCCCAUGAGGGUGUCUGCGGCAUGCAAUCGGGUCUCUGUUCUCGACGGGCACACAGCCUGCGUCUCGCUGCGCUUCGAGCGACGACCUCCACCGAGCGCCGAGGAAGUCAAGCAGGCAAUGAGGGAGUACGUUUCAGAUGUCCAAAAGCUGGGGUGCCCAUCUGCUCCCGAGAAAGCUAUCGUGGUGAUGGAUGCGCCAGACCGCCCGCAACCCAGGUUGGACCGAGAGACAGAUAGGGGCUAUGCGGUCAGCGUAGGACGUAUCAGGGAAGACGAGGCCGGCAUCUUUGACAUCAAGUUUGUCGCGCUCAGUCAUAACACGGUCAUUGGAGCGGCCGGCUCGUCGAUAUUGAAUGCGGAGGCGGCGGUGCUGAAGGGUUUCGCAUAA
Molecule: messenger RNA, 1113 nt
Organism: Trematosphaeria pertusa
Lineage: Eukaryota; Fungi; Ascomycota; Dothideomycetes; Pleosporales; Trematosphaeriaceae
Product: aspartate-semialdehyde dehydrogenase
Exons: 4
Coding region: 1-1113 (370 amino acids)
Biological process (GO): L-threonine biosynthetic process
Molecular function (GO): protein dimerization activity; aspartate-semialdehyde dehydrogenase (NADP+) activity; NAD binding
Source: RefSeq, a predicted model, not a curated record